AUGGGAGAGGAAAACCAAACCUUUGUGGCUGAGUUUAUUUUCCCUGGCCUUUCCCAGGACUUGCAGACCCAGAUCCUGCUAUUUAUUCCUUUUCUCAUCAUUUAUCUUUUGACUGUGCUUGGAAACCUGCUCAUCAUCAUUCUCAUCUCCAUGGAUUCUCGACUUCACACUCCCAUGUACUUUUUUCCUAGAAACCUCUCUUUCGCAGAUCUCUGCUUCUCUACUAGCAUUGUCCCUCAAGUGUUGGUCCACUUCCUUGUAAAGAAAACUAUUUCUUUUUUUGGGUGUAUGACACAGACAAUUGUCUUCCUUCUGGUUGGGUGUACAGAGUGUGCACUGCUGGCAGUGAUGUCCUAUGACCGGUAUGUGGCUGUCUGCAAGCCCCUGCACUACUCCACCAUCAUGACCCAAAAGGUGUGUCUCCAGUUGGCCAUAGGCUCCUGGGCCAAUGGCGCACUAGUGUCUCUGGUGGAUACCACCUUUACUUUUCAACUACCCUAUCAAGGACAGAACAUUAUUAAUCACCACUUUUGUGAACCUCCUGCCCUACUGAAGCUGGCUUCAGCAGACAACACUUACAGCACAGAAAUGGCCAUCUUUGCAAUGGGUGUGGUCAUCCUCUUAGCUCCUGUCUGCCUGAUCCUUGUCUCCUACUGGAAUAUUAUCUCCACUGUGAUCCAGAUGCAGUCUGGAGAGGGGAGGCUCAAAGUUUUCUCUACCUGUGGCUCCCAUCUCACUGUUGUUGUCCUCUUCUAUGGCUCAGCAAUAUUUGCCUACAUGCAGCCAAACUGCAAGACCAUGAGCCACCCAGGCGCCCUGAUAUCUGUGUUCUAUACAGUGGUGACUCCGAUGUUGAACCCCAUAAUUUAUAGCCUGAGAAACAAGGAUGUCAAAGGGGCUCUCUGAAAACUAGCUAGGAGAAAGGUUGGUCGCCAGUCUACGGGGUGGGCGGGGUUUGGGGAAGGGGGCGGGACUUGCAGAAGCCCCCAUCAAGUCCGCGGCCUGGGGCCGCAGGUGCUGCUGGGGGCUCUUUCCAGGGGUGGUGCGCAUGCGUGCGCCGGGGGCGCGCGUCGGCUUUUCCGAGACACAGAUCUGGCGGCGGCGUUUAAGCACCUGGUGUGGUCACGGCUUCUUAGCUGUGGCGUGACUACCCACGCCGGCUGCCUCCGCCCGCGAGGCCGGCGGCCCCCGCGGCUGCUGGCGGAUCUGGCGCCUGGGUGUGACCGCACGGAGCCCCCGCUGGGAGCGGUGCCCGCAGGUAUCACUGGGUCAGCGGGCGGUGAGGACGCGGGUGUGCGGAAUUGGGAAUCCCGCUUGAGCGUGUCGGCUGGUUCGCAGUGA
This is a messenger RNA of Leptonychotes weddellii (Weddell seal), 1341 nucleotides long. The record is from RefSeq and is a predicted model, not a curated record. NCBI's taxonomy places the organism in Eukaryota, Metazoa, Chordata, Mammalia, Carnivora, Phocidae.